AGAUCGGGAUUUCGUUUGAUCGAGGUCACACAGGUAAAACCGGUUGAGCUGUGACGUCACAACCGAUUGUCAACACACUCUGGUGCUCCGUGUUGCGCGGGUCGUUUACAAACAUGUCCCUCAAGAAAGAAAAGAGAGAAGAGCUGCAGGAAGCAUUCAUCAUGAACCAGGGGCCUGAUCAGAGGCUGCCCCUGAGGAUGCUGGGAGUUGUAGUCCGCUCCAUCGGUUGUAGCCCUCGUGAGUCCGACCUCGCCAAGAUCGAGAAGGACCUUGGUGGGAGAGGUGUGACAUCACUGGACUGCGGUCAGGUCGAGCAGAUUGUCUCCAGCAACAGUUGGGUCCCAGAGUCUCUGGAGACACUCAAGGAUGCAUUCCAGACAUUUGACCACGAGGGAAACGGCUUCCUUCCAGCACGAGACUUGCGGUAUGUGCUCACUCACAUGGGGGACAAGCUCGGUGAUGAGGAGGUCGAUGAGAUGAUCAGGGAGGUCGACCUUACUAGCGAUGGACAGGUCAACUAUGAAGUUCUCUCCAAGUCCUUGUUAUCCUACAUCUGAUCGUCUGGUCUCUUUUCGGCUUUGUAUAAAACAUAUCACAUGCGAGAGAGAUGGUUAACCAGAUAGUAGGGAUUCUGACAUGAGGUGCCGGUCAAAGGGAGAUAACUCAUUCUGCCCCCAGAUGUCAAGAAUGGCUCCACAGUGGAUCAAGAGACAAGUUCAUAUCCUCACAUUCACUUACAGUUAUUUUAAUAACACAUUUCCAAUAUUUAUUUCUUAGUACUGGAAACAUUCCAUAAAUAUAUAUAUAUGUAUAUUAAAUGGCAGUUUGAAAUCUUCACGGAACUAACUGAGCAAAUGAUGAAUUUUUUGACACAUUGGUCUUCACUCUCUUCAAGCAUUGUUGUUAUAUGUUGUUUUGAGAUUUGUCUUUUCACGAAAUAUUAUUUACAUUGACUGUGUUUAUCAUCUGGAAUAUUGUUGAAUAGCUUGGUACAUAUUUCUAUAGUAUACAUAUCUCCACGUUAGAUUUAAGCCACUCUGCAUUGCAUUUCGAUCAACUGAAUACCUAUAAAAAAGUAUAUCUAUGCCAGUUUUGUAGGUAUAUGUAACUGUAUAAUCUAAACAUACUGGAAAAUGCUUGUCACUUUUUCUUCUGAAUAAAUUGGUUACUUUUAGGACAUAUUUAGGAUAUUUGGCUUGUUAACAUAUUUAAAUAUGCAAAAGUUGAUUUUUUUAUUUCUCAGCCAUUUGAGUAUUUUGUUUGAUGUAGAUAAAAGGUGAAUACAUGCAUAUCGUUACUUA
Messenger RNA from Haliotis rubra (blacklip abalone), 1301 nucleotides. Its product is annotated as calmodulin-2/4-like. Gene Ontology annotation, molecular function: calcium ion binding. Gene Ontology annotation, cellular component: myosin II complex. NCBI's taxonomy places the organism in Eukaryota, Metazoa, Mollusca, Gastropoda, Lepetellida, Haliotidae. The transcript is spliced from 5 exons. The coding region runs from base 114 to 557 and encodes 147 amino acids. The record is from RefSeq and is a predicted model, not a curated record.